Molecule: messenger RNA, 5883 nt
Organism: Closterium sp. Naga37s-1
Lineage: Eukaryota; Viridiplantae; Streptophyta; Zygnematophyceae; Desmidiales; Closteriaceae
Source: the annotation of a GenBank genome assembly
AUGGGCAUCGCGUGGUCGCGCUGGCUCGACGUGCUGCACGGCGGCGAGUCGGAGGGCGUGCCGCCCGCCGUGCCGGCGAUGGUGCAGCGCGCGUACGACCAGUACGCGGACGACAACGGCGUGAUGACCAGCAAGGCGCUGCUCAAGUUCUUCCAGGAGUUCCAGCAGGACAAGGGCGUGCUGCACGGCCCGAUGGCGAAUCUGCUGCUGUCCUUCCCCUCGUCCAGCGCCAAGCCCGCGGACGGCAUCCCGCAGGUCAACCGCAGCCGCUCGCACCGCGCGCAGACGCAGGGGCACCUGCACUCGCGCACGCUGACGCGGUACUCGCUGACGCUGGCCGGCAGCCGCAUGAAGGCGCAGGGGGAGCCCAACGCGGACCAGUUCCUCCACGUGCUGCUCGCCCCGCUGCUCACUCCCGCCCUCGCCAACCGGGUGAGUGCGGACAUGCGGUUACCACUAUCGCACUACUACAUAUACACGGGGCACAACUCGUACCUGAAGGGCAACCAGCUGACGAGCGACAGCUCCGUGAAGCCCAUCGUGAAGGCGCUAAGGCGUGGCGUGCGCGUCAUUGAGCUCGACCUCUGGCCCUCCAGCGACAAGACGGAGAUCCUCGUCAUGCACGGCGGCACACUGACGCGGCCGGUGGGGUUUGCGGAUUGCAUAAGGGCGAUAAAGGAGCAUGCAUUCGCGGUGUCGGACUACCCCGUCAUCAUCACCCUUGAGGACCACCUCCCGCCCCCCCUGCAGGCCAUCGCUGCUCAGGCGAUGUGUGAGGUGUUGGGCGACAUGCUGUACAUUCCCGAGGACGAGUUCCCCCAGGGCGACUUCCCCUCGCCCUACGCGCUGCGCCGCCGCAUCCUCGUGUCCACACAGCCGCCCAAGGGGCCCAAGGAGCUCUCCACUGUCGUCGCCCCUGCCCCUGGGGGAUCCUUCCGGGAAACUGCGGGCGUUGAACCAUGCUCUCCACGUUGCAUGUCCCCACGUAAUCGUGAUGUGGCACGUGUUGACUCGCCUGCUAAUGUGGCACGUGUCGACUUGCCUGCUGAUGUGGCUCGUGCUUCCUCAUCUGCUGAUGUGGCGCGCGCUUCUUCAUCGGAUGAUGUGGCAAGUGGCCGUGUUGUUAAUGGUAUGGUUCGCACUCUACCCGCUGCUGACGUGGCAUGCAACUCCCAUGGUGCUGAGCUGGCACGGGGCCAGGCGGACUGGCUAUCGUUCAGAGACCUGGCAGAGGGGUCAUCAACUGCAACGCUGGCUUCGGCUGCUGCUGCUGCUGCUGCUGCGCCCCCGCACUCACAUCCCCUACCAUCCUCACAUGCACCUGCCAGCAUCAGCCAGCUAUCGGGCAUAGAAGAGGUGGCGGGGGGCCCAGGGGGAAGGGGAGGAGGUGCAGGGGCAGCGGGGGAGGGCAGUGGCGCGGAGGCAGGGGCAGCAGCAGGGGGGAGCGGGCGGGCGCGUGGGGGGCGGGAGUCCUUUUCCUUCCCGGUGGCGGCGGAGGGGGGCGAGGAUGGGGGGGUUGACCCCAGUGUGGCGCUGGGGGCGGCGCUGAGCAUGGGGAACAGACAGCGCGGCAGCAGAGGCAGUCCUACAGGCGGGUCAAGGAAGUUUUCUCGGCGCAUCAGAGGGAGUCCGUCUCGAGGCAGUGGCAGUGGGGUGGGGUGGGGCAGCAUGGGGCACAGCAUGGGGCACAGCAUGGGGCACAGCAUGGGGCACAGCAUGGGGCACAGCAUGGGGCACAGCAGUGGGCAGUGGUCGGGGCGGUCGUUGCAGCUGCACCAGGUGGACGAGACGCACCUCCACCAGGUUCGUACUGCCUCGCCCGCUCCACGUGCCCCUCUCUGCAUCCCCUCCGUUCCAGUGGUGGAGGUGCAGUGGACGCAGGAGGACGCGGCGGAGGAGGCAGCAGAGGACGCGCUGACGGGCAAGGUGCCGCAGUACCGCCGCCUCAUCUCCAUCCCGGGCGGCAAGCUCAAGGGCGGCAGCGUGGAGGAGGGGCUCACCGUGGGGCACGGCGAGGGGGUGCGCCGCAUCUCCCUGUCCGAGACCCAGCUCGCCACCGCUGCGCGCUCCUCGCCCCACCUGCUGCUCAGGUUCACACAGCGCCAUCUGCUGCGCAUCUACCCGUUCGGCCUGCGAGUCACGUCAUCCAACUACAACCCCAUGCAGGCGUGGCUGCACGGGGCGCAGAUGGUGGCGAUGAACAUGCAGGGGUACGGCCGCCCGCUGUGGCUCGUGCAUGGCUUCUUCCGCGCCAACGGCGCCUGUGGCUACGUCCGCAAGCCCGCCUGCCUCAUGGGCGCUGUGGAGGGGAACGCGGAGGGGCAGGAGAGGGAGAGGGGGGGCGGGGGGCAGGAGAGUGUGCCGUACAACCCCCAGGCAGUGCGCCCCGUGGAGCUCUUUCUCAGGGUGCAUGUGAUCCUGGGCACGGGGUGGUACACGCGCUUCUCCCACAACAACUUCGAUGCUGGCGGGCCCAGCCUGCUGUGCCGGGUGGCGGUGGAGGGGGCGGCAGCGGACGUGGGGGAGAGGCGGUUGGACAUCAGGGUGGGCGAGUGGAACCCCUGCUGGGACGACACACCGCUGCUCUUCCCCCUCACCCUCCCCCAACUCGCCCUGCUCUGCUUUGAGGACGACUUUGGAGGGCAGGUGGUGCUGCCAGUGAUGGGCCUGCGGCCUGGCUUCCGCUGUGUGCCGCUGUACGACCGCAAGGGAAGGCCCAUGGUGGGGGAGCAGGGCGAUGAGGCAGAGGGGCCCAGGCUGCUGUGCCAGUUCGAGCUGUUGAAACCAGGGGAAGAGAACAAACCACAGGAUAAAGUCCCCAAGUCGUCCACUUGGACAGGAGGAGCCGCUAGCAGCAAGACAGGCAAUGAACAAGAACCCCGCAGACCAAACGAGGACCCCUCGCGCGAAGCCGCCGUCGCGCUCUUCGCGGAAAUGGGCGUGACCGUGACGGCUCAAGACUUCGUCCCCUUCAUGGGAACAGGUGAAGCCAACUUCCUGGGCGGUGUGGCUCGGGUGUACGGAGUGGAGGGGUUUGACACGGACAAGGCCAAAAAGAGAUUCUUCGAGAUCUACAUUGACCGGUUCGCUCGGCCCAACUCGGGCAUUGGCUUCCCCGGUGCGCUCAAGCUAGUGGAGCAGUGCCGCGCGGCAGGGCUGAGAACAGCGGUGGCGUCCAGUGCGGAUCGAGUGAAGGUGGACGCCAACCUCGCAGCUGCAGGCAUCCCACAAGACAGGUUCGACGCCAUCGUAUCGGCGGACAAGUUUGAGCGCCUCAAGCCGGCACCCGACAUCUUUUUUGCCGCUGCCAAGGAGCUGGGCGUGCCCACACACCAGUGUGUGGUGAUUGAAGAUGCUCUCGCAGGCGUGCAGGCAGCCACAGCUGCUGGCAUGAGGUCCAUAGCCGUGACCACCACCCUGUCAGCCGCCAGCCUUGCCGCUGGCCGCCCCGCUCUCAUUCGCCGAGACAUCGCUGACAUCAGCGUGGCUGACAUCACCUCUCUGCGCUACCUCCAAGAUGAAGACGACGGCUCAUCUGGCGCUGCUGCCACGGCUGCCACAGCUGAUGCAUCACUGUGUGCGCCUGCUGCAUCAGGGGAGAGCAAGGGGCUGUGGGCGUCCAUAGAUGAGCCGCUUCCCCUGCCAGGCGGCAUGAGGGUGACGCGGCGGGACGCCAUGCGGUACAGCAGCCUGGCCAUGGGUCUCGCCACCACCGCCUUCACUCUCGACAACCUCAAGGCGUUCUCAUACGCGUCCCCCAAGGCGCUGCUCAACAUGCUCACGGGCACGGCUGUGCCGCCCGCCAAUGCGGCGGGGCCUCGUGGCCUCGUGAAGUACAUCCAGCAGCUGGACCGCAGUGGUGCGGCUGACGUGGUGCCGGACUUUGAGCCGCGCCUGCAGUGGCUCAACAGCGCCCCCCUCUCCUUCGACCGCGAGCUGCGCGGCAAGGUGGUGCUGCUGGACUUCUGGACGUACUGCUGCAUCAACUGCAUGCACGUCCUGCCAGACCUCGCCGCCCUCGAAAAGAAAUACGAGGGCCAACCAGUGGUGGUGGUGGGCGUGCACUCGGCCAAGUUUGACAACGAGAAGGACCUGCAGGCCAUCCGCAAUGCCGUGCUCAGAUAUGAUGUCGCCCACCCGGUGGUGAACGACGGGGACAUGCUCAUGUGGAGGGCACUGGGCGUGUCAUCAUGGCCCACACUGGCCCUCGUGGCGCCCACGGGUCGCCUCAUCGCCAUGGUACCGGGGGAGGGCAACCGCCAGCUGUUUGACGACCUCAUAGCGGCCGCCCUCGAGUACUACGGUGCCAAGGGCGCACUCAGCGACGCGCCCAUCCCGCUGGCGCUGGAGCGCAGCCGGGACCAGCGGGUGGUGGCGUCGCCACUGCGCUUCCCCGGCAAGCUGGCCUCAGACCUGGCUAACGGGCGCCUCUUCAUAUCCGACUCCAACAAUCACCGCAUCGUGGUGACGGACCUGCAAGGGAGUUUCCUGGCGCAUAUAGGAGGGGCGGGUGACGGGCUGGUGGACGGGUCGUUUGAAACGGCUCAGUUCAACAGGCCUCAGGGCGUGGCGUAUGAUCCUUCUCGGAACCUCCUGUUUGUGGCGGACACAGAGAACCAUGCCCUGCGGCAAGUGGACCUGGUGGCCGAGACAGUGACCACGGUGGCAGGGGAUGGGCGCAAGGGGCAGGACUACAAGGGCGGGGCCAGGGGCAGAGAGCAGUCAUUGAACUCGCCGUGGGACGUGGAGCUGACAGCGGACAGGGCGGCAGUGAUGGUGGCCAUGGCGGGGCAGCAUCAGAUCUGGCGGUUCGAUCUCGACACGGGGCGAUGCAUGGUGUUCAGCGGGUCGGGUUACGAGAGGAACCAGAACGGCCGAAUGGGCUCUGACACGGCGUAUGCCCAGCCGUCGGGGCUGUCCCUGGCCCCAGGCGGCAGGGAGAUGUACGUGGCGGACAGUGAGAGCAGUGCGCUGAGAGCGCUCAAUCUGCAGACGGGGGGCUCCAGACUCAUCGCUGGGGGCGACGCCAACUUUGCUGAGAAUCUCUUCAAGUUUGGUGACCGUGACGGCUCUGCAUCCAGAGCUCUCCUGCAGCAUCCACUUGGCACGCUCUCAUUGGACAAUGGCAUGGUGCUUGUUGCUGACUCAUACAACCACAAGAUCAAGCUGGUGGAUCCGGCUCGUGGCUCCGUGGUCACCCUCGCAGGCACCGGCUCAGCUGGUUUCAGAGACGGCCCGGGAUUACAGGCACAGCUCUCAGAGCCAGCAGGCCUGGCACAUGGUCCAGAUGGCACGGUACUCAUUGCCGACACCAACAACAGCCUCAUUCGCUGCCUGCACCUCCCAUCCGCCUCCUCCCCCACCGCCCUGCUCUCCACUCUCGACCUCUCCUCCCUCCCCCCUCCUCCCGCCGCCUCCUCGUCGACUCAGCAGCGGCGCCUGAGGCGGCGGCAGAAGGCGGACGAGCAGGUGGUGGAGGUGGCGCCAGUGACAGCCGCCAGGGGCACGCUGCAGCUCGCACUCUCCAUCCCGGCCGACUACCACUUCACUGCUGGCGCCACGAGCAAGUUCAGUGUGGAGCUGCCGGAAGCAGGGAGUGCAGUGACAGUCACACCACAGGCCGGUGACCUCACUCUAUCCGGGUCGCUCGCCCUCGCCUCACUGGACUUCACUCAGGAAGAAGCGGUUGACAGCAGUGGCAGCUUGGUGGUGCAGGUUCACUGCAAGGUGUACUACUGCCAGCAGGACGACCUGUGUCUGUACAAGGCUGUCAACUUCAAGAUUCCAUUCAUUCCAUCUGCAGCAGCAGAAGCACAGGACGUGCAGCUGCCAUUUGACAUCACCCCUGCCCCUGCAGGCAAGGCUCUGCUGCCAGCUGCAUGA